UGGUGUUUUUCUUCCGCCGCAGGCUCUGUUGUGUUGUGAUCUAUACGGGUCGUGGGAGUCGUAGGAAAGAUUCAGGGAGACCCAGGAAACCUAGAAAUGGACUCAGUAGCCAUUGAAGAUGUGGCUGUGAAUUUCACCCUGGAGGAGUGGGCUUUACUGAAUCCUUCACAGAAGAAACUCUACAGAGAUGUGAUGCGGGAAACCUUCAGAAACCUGGCCUCAAUAGGGAAAAAAUGGGAGGAUCAUGACAUUGAAGAUCAGCACAAAAACCAGGGGAGAAAGCUAAGAAGUCAUGUUGUAGAGAGACUCUGUGAAAGUAUAGAGGGUAGUCAAUGUGCAGGAAACUUCAGCCUUAUUCCAAAACUCAGUCUGAACAAGAAAACUACUGGAGUGAAACUACAUGAAUGCAGUGCAUGUGGAAAAGUCUUUAUGCAUCAUUCAUCCCUUAAUAGGCAUAUCAACUGUCAUAGUGGGCACAAACUGUAUGAGUGUCAGAAAUAUGAAGAGAAGCCAUAUAAAUGUAAGGAAUGUGGUAAAUCCUUCAGUUAUCUUCAGUGUUUUGAAAAACAUGAAAGAAAACACAGUGGACAGGAGAACUAUAAAUGUAAGGAAUGUGGGAAAGCUUUUCGUCUUCGCACAUCCUUUCAAACACAUAAAAGGAUUCAUACAGGAGAAAAGCCCUAUGAAUGUAAAGAAUGUGGGAAAUCCUUUAUGUGGCUCACAACCUUUCAAAAACACAUGAUAAUGCACACUGGAGAUACUCCUUAUAAAUGUAAGGAAUGUGGGAAACCCUUUAAGUGGCUCACAACCUUUCGGAGACACAUGAUAACACACACUGGAGAUGCUCCCUAUAAAUGUAAGGAAUGUGGGAAAGUUUUUACUUUUUUAAGUGCACUACAAAUACAUGAAAAAACCCACAUGGGAGAGAAACCCUAUCAAUGUAAACAAUGUGGAAAAGCCUUUAGAUAUCGUCGAACUUUUCAAACACAUGAAAGGACUCACACAGGAGAGAAACCCUAUGAAUGUAAGCAAUGUGGUAAGGCUUUUAUUUCCCGUGUAGGAUUACAAAACCAUGAAAGAAAUCACAAUGGAAAGAAAUUCUAUGAAUGUAAAAAAUGUAGUAAAGCAUUCAGUUAUUCCAGUUCUCUUCGAAAACAUGAAAGAAAUCAUAAUGGAGAGAAACCCUAUGAAUGUAAGGAAUGUGGAAAAGGUUUUAUUUUUCUCUCAAGCCUUCGGGCACACAUGGUAAGUCACUCUGGAGACGGACCUUAUAAAUGUAAGGAAUGUGAGAAAGCAUUCAUUACUCCCAGUUCAUUUCAAAUACAUGUAAGGACUCACACAGGAGAGAAGCCUUAUAAAUGUAAACAAUGUGGGAAAACUUUCAGUUGGCCCACUUCCAUUCGCAGACAUGAAAAAAUUCAUAGUGGAGAGAAACCCUAUGAGUGUAGGCAAUGUGGUAAAGCCUUCAGUUGUCCCAGAUCCUUUCAAAGCCAUGAAAGGAGACACAGUGAAGAAAAGCCCUAUGAAUGUAAAAAAUGUGGUAAAGCCUUCAGUUGUCCAAAUUCCUGUUGAAAACAUGAAAGAAGUCAUGGUGGAGAGAAACCUUAUGAAUGUAAAGAAUGUGGGAAAGCCUUCAGUUCUCUCAUCAAAUUUCAAAGACACGUGAUGAAGCACACUGGAGAUGGACCUUAUAAAUGUAAGGAGUGUGGGAAAGUCUUUGAUUGUCCCAAUUACUUUCGAAGUCAUGAAAGGAUUCACAGUGUAGAAAAGCCCUAUGAAUGUAAGGAAUGUUGUAAAGCCUUCAGUACUCCUAGGUCCCUUCGAAGACAUGAAAGAACUCAUACUGGAGAGAAACCUCAUGCAUGUAAGGAAUGUGGUAAAGCCUUCAGUUAUCCCAGUUUCCUUCAAAAACAUGAAAGAAGUCAUACUGGGGAGAAACCCUAUCAAUGUAAACAAUGUGGUAAAGCCGUCAGUUAUCUCAGUUCCCUUUGAACUCAUGAAAGAACUCAUAGUGGAGAGAAACCCUAUGAAUGUAAGGAAUGUGGGAAAGCAUUCAUUUUUCUCUCAAAACUUCGUUUACAUAUGAUAAAGCACACUGGAGUUGGACCUUAUACAUGUAAGAAAUGUGGGAAAGCCUUCGAUUGUCCCAGUUCAUUACGAAACCAUGAAAGAACUCACACUAGAGAGAAACCGUAUGAAUGUAAGAAUUGUAGUAAAGCCUUCAGUCAUCUCCGUUCUUUACGAAACCAUGAAAGAACUCAUAUUGGUGAGUAGCGCUAUGAAUGUAAGAAAGUGGGAAAGCCUUCAACUCUAUCACUAAAUUUUCAAGACAUGUGGUGAAGCACACUGGAGAUGGACCUAAUAGUGUAAGGAAUGUGGGAAGGCCUUCGAUUUUUUCAGUUCAUUAUGAAAUCAUGAAAGAACUCACACUGGAGAGAAACCACACAAAUGUGAAAAUUAUAGGAAAGGCUUCGAUUGUCCCAGUUCUGUUCAAAACCAUGAAAACACUCAUAAUGGAAAGUAGGCCUAUGAAUGUCAGGAGUGUAGGAGAACCUUCAGUUGUCCCAGUUCAUUCUGAAUACAAGAAAAGAAUUUACACUGGAGAGAAAUGUGAAUGCAAACUAUAUGGUAAAGCCCUCAGCAAUUCCUAUCAUAUUCAAAUAUGUGAAAGAACUCUUACCAGAAACUGAACAUAAGGAAUAUUGGAAAGCCUUUAUCACAACAUUUUAAGAACACAAGAUGGUGCACACCAUGUAAGUGUGAGGAGUUGGGGAAGUCUUCAGUCCCAUUUUCUUGGGAAAGAACUCACUCUAGAGAGAAUUCUGUUAAAUGUAAACAAUAUAUGAAAACCUUCAUUUGCCCUACAUCCUUACAAAACCAUAUGAGAAUGUACACUGGAUAGAUACCAUGUAACUGAAAAGUAAAACAAACUAUUCAGUUGAAACAAAUAUUUUUAUAGUCGUGAAAACUGCACUGGAAAAAACUCAUGUUAAUUCAGGAAUAUCCUCAAAACUGAAGAGAGUCCAAGACAGUGGAGUAGGAAGACCUUGAGCUCACCUCCUCCCAUGGGCACACCAAAAUUACAACUGUUUACCAAGCAACUAUUGAUGAGAAAGACCUGAACACUCGCAGAAAAGAUCUUCUACAAGUAAAGAUAGGAAGAAGGACCCACAAUGAGACCAGUAGGAAGUGUGGAGAAAUGUUACAGUCAAGACCCAUUACCCACAAACAGGAGGGUAAUUACAAUUGCAGAAGUUGUCCCAAGGAGCAAGGGGGUCCAAACCCCACAUCUUGCUCCCCAGCCUAAGGGCCCUGCACUGGAAAGACAAGGCCCCAGAACAUUUGACUUUGAAGACCAGCAGGGCUUACUUUCAGGAUAGUCAGAGGGCUGUAGGAAAUAGAGACUCCACUCCUCAGGGACGCACAUAACAUCUCAUGUGCUCCAAAAUCCAGGGCAAAAGCAGUAAUUUGAAAGGAGCCUAGGUUUGACCCACCUGCUGAUCUUAGAAUCCUGGAGAAGCAAGAGGCAACUGAUGUUUAUUCUCGGGACAUAGACACUGUGACAGCCCUUUUGGGGAGCUCAUUCUACCACAGGGAUACUGGUGCUGACACGUGUGGUUUUGGAAUUGUCCUUCUAGCUUAUUAGCACAAGAGACCUGCACUACCCACCAGCCUGUUGGCACCAGUAUUGGGAUACCUCAGGCCAAGCAGCUAGCCAGGUGGGGACGCAGCCCCACCCACCAUAUGGCAAGCUGCCUUAAGACACAUUGAGCCCCCAGUUGCCCUGGCACUGGCCCUGGGACCCCUGAGGCCCCACAGCCAGCUGUUGGGGCCCAACCCCAUAUACCAGUGGGCCUAUACCAGGAUCCAGCCCCAUUCACCAGUGGGCCAGUACCAGCUUUGGGACACCCCAGACCUUGUAGCCGUCUGUGACAGAAAUAAGCCGUGCUCACCAGUGGGCUGACACCAACUCUGAGACCCCCAGCUUACUGCAGCCAAAGACCUCAGGAUCUGGCUCCACCCACCAGUGAGCUGGCAUUAACCCCAGGACUCCCUGGGCCUCAGCCCCACCUACCAGCUCUAAGACACCUUGGACCCUUCAGCCAGCCACCCUGGGAUUUGGCCCCAGUCACCACCAGGCUGACAGUAGAUUUGGGGGUCCUGGGCCCAUGUCCUCCCACCCUGGAAACUAGCUCCACCCACCAGUGGGCCAGCACUGGCCCUCGGACCCCCUGGGGCUCUAUAGCCAGCCACCUCAUGUCCUGACCCUGCCUACCAACAGCAACCUCCCCACAAGGCAGGACCUGGCAACCAACUGGACCAAGGGCCAGCCACACCUAGUCAGCCCGCUACAUGAGAAGGACCCACCUCGGGGGCACACCUAGAGCAUAUAGCUCUGGUGUCCAGAGGAGAGAGCACUGCUGUCACACAUAGGACGUCUCCUACAAAAGGCCGCUUCUCCAAGGUCUGGAAACAAGCAAUGUGCCAAAUACAUAGAAAUUUAAAAAGCAAAUUAGGCAAAGUGAGGUGACAGGAAUAUGUUCCGAACAAGGAACAAGAUAAAACCCCAGAAGUAGAACUAAGGAGGCAGAAAUAAGCAAUCUACUUGUUCAAGGUAAUGAUCAUAAAGAUGCUCAAAGAACUUGGGAGAAGAAUGGGUGAACAGAGUGAGAAAUUAGUCAUUUUUAACAAAAAUUUUAAAAAUACAAAGAACCAAACAGUUGAAUACAAUAAGUGAUAUUUUUAAAUACACUAGAAAGAAUCAGUAGUAGAUUACAUGAUACAGAGGAAUGAAUCAGCAAACUGGAAGACAGAGUAGUGGAAAUCACUCAAUCUGAACAGAAAAUAAGGAAAAAGAAUUUUUUAAAAUGACAGUUUAAGAGACUUCUGACACAACAAGCAUACUAACAUUCUCAUUAUAGGAGUCCCAGAAAGAAAGGAGAGAAAAUGGGCAGAAAACAUACUUGAAGACAUAAUAGCCAAGAACUUCUGUAACCUGGUAAGGAAACAGACAUCCAGGUUCAGAAAUUACAGUCCCAAAAGGACCAAUCUAAUCCAUAUAUAUAUGUAUAUAUUAUUAUAUAUAUUUAUAAUAUUAUAAUAUAUAAUGGAAUAUUACUCAACCAUAAAAAAUGAAAUUUUGCCAUUUGCAACAUUGUGGAUGGGCCUAGAAGGUAUUAUCCUAAGUGAAAUAAGUCUGACAGAGAAAGACAAAUACUGUAUAAUUUCAUUUACUUUUGGAAUCUAAAAAAAAUAAUGAAUAAACAUAGCAAAACAGAAACAGAGUUACAGAUACUGUGUCAAACAGGUAGUUGGCAGAGGGUGAAGAGGUAAGGGAGGAAAGAAAUAGAUGAGGGAGACUAAGAGGUGCAAACUUAGAGUUGCAAAAUGAGUCACAGGUAUGAAGUGUAAGGUGUGGGAAAUAUAGUCAAUAAUUAUAUCUUUGUAUGGUGAGAGAUUGUAACUAAACUUAUAUUAGUGAUCAUAUUGAAAUGUAUAGGAAUAUCAAAACACCAUGUUGUAUAACAGGAACUAACAUAGAGUUGUAGGUCAUUUAUAUUUCAAAAACAAACUCAUAAAGAGAUCAGAUUUGUGAUUAUGAGAGGCAAGGUGUGGGGGGAAGGGGAAAUUGAAGAAGGCAGUCAAAAGGUACAAACUUUCUGUUAUAAAAUAAUUAGUACUGGGGUGUAAUGUACAACAUGAGAAAGUUGUUAAAGAGUAAAUCCUAAGAGUUCUCAUCAAAAGGAAAAUAAUUUUUUCUAUAAAAUUUUGUAUCUAUAUGAAAUGAAGGAUGUUCACUAACCUUAUUGUGAUAAUCCUUUCAUGAUGUAUAUAAGUUAAAUCAUA
Messenger RNA from Mesoplodon densirostris (Blainville's beaked whale), 5847 nucleotides. RefSeq names its product zinc finger protein 709-like. The record is from RefSeq and is a predicted model, not a curated record. The transcript is spliced from 5 exons. NCBI's taxonomy places the organism in Eukaryota, Metazoa, Chordata, Mammalia, Artiodactyla, Ziphiidae. Gene Ontology annotation, biological process: regulation of DNA-templated transcription.